GUAAUUUCAGCUAUCAGCUCCAACAUUGUUAGCUUUCAGUUUCAGCAUCUUCAGCGGCCAUUCAGCUUAGAUAACCUCCACUAGUAUUGCAGAUAAUGUAUUAUUUCAGUUCAUAAUUAUGUUAAAAAGUUACCAUUUUAAAAAUGUCGUUUUAGGGUGAUUGAUAAAUGUUUAUUCUGUUCAGGUGUUUUGGAUUUUAGCUCCUUGUUCGGUUGAGUUUGACACCCCUGAUUAAAGUCUCUCCAGAGCCCAGCAGGGAUCCGUCCAUCCGUCUCCCAGCCCCACCCCUCCCGCGCAUCCCUCCAUCCCUCUCUCUGCUGAAGGAGGAGGAGAAGAAGGGAGCGCGCGCGCGGAGCUGCGGAGCGCUGCUGCUGCUGCUGCCUCCGAACUGUCCUGCCCUCCUGAGCGGGAUCAGGGGGGCUUCCACUCCGAGGAUUAAGGCUUCCAGCUCUGUGGAUUCAGAGGAGAGAGCGCACCGCGCGCGCGGCGCACCGGAGCGCGUUCCUCCAGUUGUGGCGCGCGGGCAGAAAAGCCACCACGCUGAUUCACGCACAUGGCCGCGCCCCCCUUGCUUCAGCUAUUCUGAUCGGACUUUCACUCUCACGCGCCAGUCACUCUGCAUGCACGUGCACAGCCCCGCAUCCGCGAGAGGCGUAAAAAGAUGAGCGGAGCCGGCUCGGGCGCUCAGCGGGAACGCGCGUCCGGGCUCGGGCUGGAGGAGCGGCACACGCCGGGGUGGAGGAGCGACCGUCCGGACUGCCCGCCGCGGAGCUGCCGCUGCUGCGGGGGGAGGAGGAGCGGCGCCCCCGCCUCCAGCUCCCGUUUUCCUGUCGUUUUACCUCCGACUAAUUAAUCUGGAGACGCCACAUAACGAGCCGCGCGCUACUUCAUAACUGUCACCACUCUGGCACUUUGGGGUCACCUUACACGAAUCCAGCACUUUGGAGAGGAGAGCUCUGCUUUAAUUAGCUGCUUCCUUUAAUGCUUCAAGAAAUGCGUGUUUGCAAACAGUUUGGAAGCAUUGCACUUGAACUAAAAUAAAGAAAACUUUAUUGAUCCACAUGGAAACAUCCGGGAACCAGGAGAGAGGACCGCUUACAUCUAAGUUCUCUUUUUGUCCAUAAACGGGGACUUUUUCAGCAAUAUCGUUUUUACUGGUUUUGAUGUUGUUUGGCCUUAAUGAAACAACCCCCCCUGCCCAACAGGAGGAAGGACCCCCGCUUUUCGUCCUGCAGGUGCUGAUUGCAGACAGUUAUUUUUAGAAAUCACUGUGGCUUCUGGAUUAUCUGCUCAGAGCGGCGAUGUUUGAGCUCAAGCUGUGAGGGUUGUCAUUUUUGUUUCCCUGCUGGCACCAUCUUCUGGGAGGGGGGUCAAUACUGUGACCUGGACCUAAAGCACAACGCCUGAAACAGAUCAUCGCGCUCGGCGGAAGAGCAUAGCCACUGGGAAGCAGCCCAGCAUGGAGGUCCCGCCCACUGCCCCCCUUCAGCCCUUCCGACAAUCCAGUUUCCUCAGUAGACGGUUGAAGGGCUCAAUCAAGAGGGCCAAGAGUCAGCCCAAACUGGACCGAACCAGCAGUUUCCGCCAGAUGAUCCUCCCCCGCUUCCGCAGUGCUGACCAAGACAGGACCCGUUUGAUGCAGAGCUUCAAAGAGUCCCACUCCCAUGAGUCCCUGCUGUCCCCCAGCAGCGCCGCUGAGGCGCUGGACCUCACGCUGGACGAGGACGCCAUCAUCAAACCUGUGCAUUCGAGCAUCCUGGGGCAGGAGUACUGCUUCGAGGUGACUACGGCUUCGGGAACCAAGUGCUUUGCGUGUCGCUCAGCUGCAGAGAGAGACAAAUGGAUCGAGAACCUGCAGAGAGCUGUCAAGCCCAACAAGGACAACAGCCGGAGGGUGGACAAUGUGCUGAAACUGUGGAUCAUCGAGGCCCGAGAGCUCCCGGCCAAGAAGCGCUACUACUGCGAGCUGUGCCUGGACGACAUGCUGUACGCGCGCACCACCAGCAAGCCCCGCACCGACACCGUCUUCUGGGGCGAGCACUUCGAGUUCAACAACCUGCCGGCCGUCCGCAACCUCCGCCUUCAUCUUUACAAAGAGACGGACAAGAAGAGACGCAAGGAAAAGAGCACAUAUUUAGGGCUGGUCAGCAUCCCCAUCUCCAGCAUCACCGGACGGCAGUUUGUGGAGCAGUGGUACCCGGUCAUCCAGCCCAGCGUCCUCACAAAGGGAGCCGGCGUCGGAGGAGGGAAGAUCAUCAACGCAUCGCUUCGCCUGAAGUCCCGCUUCCAGACCAUGAACAUCCUGCCCAUGGAGCUUUACAAGGAGUUCGCGGAGUACGUCACCAACAACUACCGCACCCUGUGCGCCGUGCUGGAGCCCGUGCUGAGCGUCAAGAGCAAAGAGGAGGUGGCGUGUGCUUUGGUGCACAUACUGCAGAGCACGGGAAAGGCCAAGGAUUUCCUGUCGGACAUGGCGAUGUGUGAAGUGGACAGAUUCAUCGACCGCGAACACCUUAUCUUCAGAGAGAACACUCUGGCCACCAAAGCCAUAGAAGAGUACCUCAAACUGAUCGGACACAAGUACCUCAAGGAUGCCAUCGGGGAGUUCAUAAGAGCCUUGUACGAGUCAGAAGAAAAUUGUGAAGUGGACCCGAUGAGAAUAUCACCUUCAAUUCUGCCAGACCAUCAAGCCAACCUUCGCAUGUGCUGUGAGCUGGCCCUCUGCAAAAUCGUCAACUCCCAUUGCGUGUUCCCUCGAGAGCUGAAGGAAGUCUUUGCCUCCUGGAGGGUGCGCUGCGCAGAGCGCGGCCGCGAGGAUAUUGCAGACCGUCUCAUCAGCGGCUCUCUGUUCCUGCGCUUCCUGUGUCCGGCCAUCAUGUCCCCGUCGCUGUUCAACCUCACCCAGGAGUACCCGGAUGAGCAGACGUCUCGCACGCUCACCCUCAUCGCUAAAGUCGUGCAAAACCUGGCCAACUUCUCCAAGUUUGGCAGCAAAGAGGAGUACAUGUGUUUCAUGAAUGAGUUCCUAGAGAUGGAGUGGGGCUCCAUGCAGCAGUUCCUCUAUGAAAUCUCCAACCUGGACAGCGUCAGCAACGCAGGCGGCUUCGAGGGAUACAUCGACCUGGGCCGGGAGCUGUCCAUUCUGCACAGCCUCCUGUGGGAGGUCAUGGCUCAGCUCAGUAAGGACGCCAUUAUCAAACUGGGUCCUUUGCCCCGCCUCCUGAACGACAUCAGCAUGGCCCUGCGUAACCCCCACCUCCAGAGGCAGCCGAGCCAUCAAACCGACAGGGUGCCGGACAGGCAGACGGACCGGCUGCUGUCCCGGCCCAGCUUCAACCGGGGCAUUUCCUCCGAGUUCCAGAACCUCAUGAUGAGGGAUCUUAACAGCUCUAUCGACAUCACUCGUUUGCCUUCCCCCACCUCCACCGGGGGGGUCAUGCCAUCCCGCUCCCAGAUGAGUUUUCAGGACCGCGACCACCCUCAUCGAGCCUCCAAAGACAUGUUUUACGUCUCCCGCCCGCCCCUGGCCCGCUCCAGCCCAGCGUACUGCACAAGCAGCUCGGACAUCACAGAGCCAGACCCCAAGGAUUCCCGAAUGAACAGCGUGUCUAAUCUGCAGUCGGUGGACAUGCUCAACUCCUCCCAGGCCUCCAUCGCCGGCAUGGGCAGCUUCGGCGGGCUGAGCAGCGGAGGCGGUGGCGGCCUGGGGUCGGGCCUGAGCAGCCAGCUGCGGGCUGGUGGGAGGUUGUCAGCUGGCUCUGGCGGCUCCAGUAUGUCCGGCGGCCUCCGGCUGAGCCAGCUGAGCCAGAUGGGCACCACCUCCGACUCGCUAUCCCAGCAGCAGCAACAGCAGGCCGCCGCCAUGCGCUACCCGCUUUCCUUCCAGAAUCCCCUCUUUCAUCUGGCGACGGCUGACGGCCCCCAGCACCACCAACUCCAUCACCAGCACAGCCGGGCUCAACCCCCAGCCCCCAUUCUACUGGCCCCAGACCCCGAGCCCUCUCACCAGUCCUACAUCCCACAGUUUGCCCAUGGGGGGUUCUCCCGCAGUGAGGAUCUGUCCACCCUCAGGACCAGGGACGGGCACCUGGGCCAGCCCAGCAUCAUCCACUCUCACAGCUACAGCGACGACUACAGCAGGGCCGACUACGGCCGCAGGCAGAUGUCCAUGCACGUGCAGGAUAAUCUCCAGCAGCAACAGCAAAUGAUGGGCAUGGCCUCGCAGACUGGGACCUCCCACUCUUCCCUGGCCACCACACCCCCAUCCACAGUCCAACCCAUGCGCCAGAGUUCAGUUGCUCCGCCUCCCAGCCAGCGUGUCAAGUCCCAAACCUCCCACCAGCUGUCCGUCAGCUCGGCCGCCGGCCCCGCCGCUUCUGGGAAAAGCCGGCCGCAGAGCGGGAACCUCCUCCAGUCGCCGGAGUCCGGCUAUGGCGGCAGGCCGCGGCAGUUGUCGGUCAAAGACAACACGGCCCCGGGGCUUCCCCACCAGCAGAGCUCAGUCAGGGAAAGCGGGAGUCCGCAGGGGACGACCAGCCAGAGCGCUCAGCAGUCCCCGCAGCAGAAAACCCAACAGCACCUUCUCAAACCCACAAUGUCCAAACAGGGCUCACAGACUCCAUCUACCCUGAACCCCCCGACCCCGGCGAAUGAGCGGACGGUGGCCUGGGUGUCCAACAUGCCUCAUCUGUCAGCAGACAUAGAAAGCUCGCGGAUCGAUCGUGAGGACUACAAACUGAAGGAGUACUCCAAGAGCAUGGAUGAGUCGCGCAUGGACAGGGUCCGAGAGUACGAGGAGGAGAUCAACUCUCUGAAGGAGCGACUGGUGAUGUCUCACAAAAAGUUGGAGGAGUACGAACGGAGGCUCCUCCUACAGGAGCAGCAGACCAAUAAGAUCCUCCUACAGUACCAGAACCGCCUGGAGGACAGUGAGCGGAGGCUACGACAGCAGCAAGUGGAGAAAGACUCCCAAAUUAAAGGAAUAAUUAGCAGACUCAUGGCUGUGGAGGAUGAGAUAAGGGGAGGACCCGUUCUUGAGCCAAAAACCCGGAUAUUCGCUGAUCAGGAGGACCAGCUUUCCUCCCUGGGUUCUGCAGACCCCGGUGUGAGAACUGAAGGUGGAGGGGGAGGAGAAGGAGGAGCGCUUGCCGACGAUCAAGGCCUCAGAGUCUCUUCCUCUGACUCUUCGCCCCACAAUGGAGUCCUCCCCCAAACUGUAGACUCUCCCUCCCUGCCCACUCCUCAUCAGCAUCCUAGUCUGAAUGGAGAGCUCCGUGGCAACUCCCCCAUGACAACCUCACAAGCAACGGGCGCUACGGCAACAGACUUAGCAGAAUAAGGGGGAGUAGGUCAAACACGAGCUGAAUCAGAGAGAGAUGACACAAAGACGAAACGCCGUCCUCUGAUAAAUCUUUCAAAAGAGUCGUUAAGAGAGAGAAGAACGCGGGAGGCGAACAGAGAUCUUUCAGCUGCUGCACAGCGACUAACACAUAAGGGCUCUUUAACGGACACUUGCUCUCUUGAUUGUAUCAGUCUUGCGGGACAAGCUGAUGAUACAAACUUUGAAUCAAGUCACUUUGUGAACACCUGCUGUGUGAACUGUCUUUGACUCUGUGAUGUGAGGAUUAAAGCGCUGUACACGCACCCAAAGAUGAGCUGCGAACCAGCUCGUAGUGACCCCCAACGGAUGCAGACGCAUCAACAAACCAGAGGCUGCCAGUCGGUUUAGAGAUGCGAUGCAGUCUGGCUUUCCCAGUGCCUUUGAGAGUUUUUAACAGGGUUUUCCAACACACCUUUGUUGGCGAGGAAGGCUAACCUCUGAGCUCCUGCAGGUUUUCUCUUCUCAAUAUCAGAACCGACAUGUGUCAAACUGGUGCUAAACAGAAACAAACGGUGCCAUUUUUUUCUCUAGUCUGUGUUUGCCAUAGCACUGCCUCUGUCAUGACUCGCCGUCCUCUCUCUGCUGUAGUUUUGUCUCUGACUGUCCCCCACGUUUAUGUUCCGUACGUGUUUCCUUUUGCAUCACGUGUUGUCCUUCUGUCUGCUCAAGUCUUAAAAGAACUGUUUCCUGGCUCAAAUAAUCAAAGGAGAGGAGGAUAAACUGGAGGGUUUAUGCAUUACAGUUUACUACAGAAUGUAAAAAAAAUGCAGGUUUUUCAAACCUGUUUUAAACCAAUUUUAACUUGUUCUAUUUUCUUAAUUUGCCUUGAAGUGCCUGGGAUAAAUACACUGAGUAUCCUUCGGCCAGCAACCAACGAGAUUGUCAACAGCCGAAUGCACCUUACAAAGCCUUUCGUGCAGCCCGAUUCACAAAGAUGAAAACCUUUUUUUUGUCUGGUUUUCACUUUUAAGGUUGGAUAAAAUGAGUGAAACUGGUUCAAACUUCACCUGUUCAAUGUGCUUAAAAUGUGCUUCUGUAUUUGUUCCAUGCUUUCAUGCGCCUUCAUUUGUGCAGGUCUGUUGUUGUGUUGAACCGCCAAACAUCGGUAACUCCAGCAGGCUUAACACAGGUCAUGUAGGGCUACUUCCUCUUUCGUGUGUGACAUAAAUGUUGGAUUCAAAGUUGGCUGAUGAUUGAGAAUUGCUGUGAAAAUACCUCUGUGACUCAGGUAAACAAGCAGUUGCCUCAGAGCUGAACAUGAGAAAAUAAAGAAAAAACUUUGGCGAGGCUGGCUCAAUGCUUUAACAGCACCUGAUCAAGCUUCCUCCCCCGUUUCUUCUCUCUCUGUCUCCCUGUGUUUUCCCCUUAGCCACUCUCACAGCUUCAUGGAGGACAAUGUGGAACCUAAUUGGCUGAUGCACCACCGGCAGUCGUCAGGGUGGCACGGCCAAAUGUCCAGAGCCCUCUCUCGCGACGCGAUUGGCUGACAAAGGGAGAACUUGGGGCAUUGGCCCCAUUUUCUUUGUUCAAAGGAUGGUGCAGAGCCCCUGAGGACCAUGUGAGGACAUGCUGGUGGUGGUGGGGGGGCGCAGUUAUUUCCACUUUGCUUUGGCCCUCUCUCUCUGAUUUUUCAAUGUGUUUGACACCUCGUUGUUGGAUCUGCAUUUUACCCAAAAACGGCGGGCUGGGCGGCGCCCGAGGGCCCGCCGAGCAUGCAAAGAACAGCUAUGCAGUCGGAUCAAUCCGCAGAAACGGAGGAACACACAGGCCAAGGACUGCCGGACGCUGCAAUCCAGAGAGAAGGGGGAUAUUUUCAAAGGUGCUCGACUUCUCUUAAGAUUUCCCUUGAAUUUUACUUUCAUAGCAUUUAUUUCCCUCCUAUUUGAUUCCCCCUAAAAACUGUGUUCCCGCCCGUCGUACCCCUCUCUCAGACUUUGGUUUUAAACUAAAUAUGCACAGCCUAAUUCAAAAAAACUGCUCAACUCGCUUUGAGGCAAACGGACAGAAUGUUGCUCCUUUAUAUUUCUACGAUUAUUCUUACAAUUCAACACACUGCAUCAGAAAUCUUCCAGAGAAGAUGUUUAUUUAUUGACAGUUGAAUCCGUUUUCUACGAACUGAGUUUUCAUACUGAGACAAUCCGAAGGACCGAGGGACGAGCUUGUGUUUCACCUACUCCUCCCGCCCAAAGAGAAGAGGUUGUUGGUAGUGACGGCACUUUAGGAAAAGGAGAAAGACUUGCAACGGUCGCCAUGGAGCUCUCCAUUUAUGGACGAUGCAAAGGUGGUGGUUUUGUACCCACUCUCAAAUAUCUGUGUGUAGGGUUGGGGGGGAACAAACUCGUCAAACUUUGUUUUCAUGGACGGAGUUUUAAAAAACACAAAUCUGACUGAAACCAGGACAGAGAGAGAGAUAUGUUAGAGGUUCUGCUGAAACGAGUGAAUGUGUUUGUGUAUAUACACUUGUGUGUGUGUGUGCUGGCUUUGUGUAAAUACUGCAUAUAGAUGUGUAUAUAUGGUAUGUCUAUGUGUAUAUACGGUUUGUAUAUGCAGAGUGUACAGUUAUUUUUUUCCUCUCAUGUUUCUCUCUCUUUCUAUGACUAGGUCUUCUCAAGUUACCAGUUCUGAGGCGUGAGCAGGUUUUUACAUUCUGGCACUUUUCUGCAGACUUGUACUAUCCGCAGUCUGCCAUUUAUUGCUACACAUUUGAAGCUUGAGACAUAAACACGACAUAACUCAACUUUAAGCUUGCACUCGUUUUCUGAUCAACACUUUUCUAAGUCGAUUUUGGGUGACCAAGCAAUGUUUGUACAUAAUCUAGACCCCUGAAACCUUUCGUUUCUUUCUAAAAAGUUCUCAGUCCUCCUAUGAGUUUAUCCGUUUCAUACCUAUGAUUUAUGUUCGCAGCUCGGAUUUACAGAGGUAUAUAUAUUUAAUCUUAGGUAUUUCUCCCUAAAUUCUUUCUCGUUUGGAAGCGUUUUAAUGCAGAGGGUGAACCUUCCAUGAAAAUAUGCCGUCGUUACUUAACACUGCUUGUUUUUGUAUAGGUCUUUACUAAAUAAGUGUGCCUCCCCCCCUUAUACUCUUACUAACCAUUGAUGCGUUUGCACUGCUGGUCACAUAUCUCCAUAAACCCCUUGACAAGCCAUAACCCCCCCCCCAUUCCCUCCCUACUCUCCUGAAAAUCUUCUCUAUUGUUGUUUUGACAAACAGGCAUUUGGAGAUUUUGUGUAUAUUAAUGGAAGAGUGCUGUUGAAGUUGCAGUUGUAUAUGGAUUUGUUAUGAAUGUGGAUACUCUGAUCAUUGAAUUAUUAUUGUAAUAAUGAUAAUAAUUAUUGCCUCUUUGAUUUAGUUGAUUGAUUUCUUUGACGCGGUUGAUGAAGAUGCCAUUGUUCCUACUCUUCUUUCUUUCCUUCUUUCUCUUUUUCCUUUGGAAAAACGCUGGAGUUUAUAUUUUUCGGCUGGGUGAAACUGGAGAUAGUAAUACGUACAUAAAUUAACAAAUAAAAAAAAGAAUUGAAAUUCUUAACUUUGA
Molecule: messenger RNA, 8912 nt
Organism: Oryzias melastigma (Indian medaka)
Lineage: Eukaryota; Metazoa; Chordata; Actinopteri; Beloniformes; Adrianichthyidae
Gene: syngap1b
Product: synaptic Ras GTPase activating protein 1b
Exons: 19
Coding region: 1460-5338 (1292 amino acids)
Biological process (GO): regulation of GTPase activity; negative regulation of Ras protein signal transduction
Source: RefSeq, a predicted model, not a curated record